Messenger RNA from Dermacentor andersoni, 600 nucleotides. The record is from RefSeq and is a predicted model, not a curated record. NCBI's taxonomy places the organism in Eukaryota, Metazoa, Arthropoda, Arachnida, Ixodida, Ixodidae.
AUGGUGCAUGUCACGUCAAGUCCAUAUCACCCGAGUUCUAAUGGCAUGACGGAAAGAGCUGCUCAGCAGGCUAAGAAGCUGCUCAAGAAGUGCUCUUUUCGCACACAAGAUUUUGAAAUUGCUCUGCUUGAGUGGCGUAAUACCCCCAGGGACACGGUUCUGAAGUCUCCUGUGCAGAAGCUCAAGGGGCGGCAGACCCGGACCCUCCUACCGGUGCCAACAACUCGCCUGGAGCCAGAGGAAAUACCCAGCAAGGGUAUCCACGACCGUCUCCAGGUGAUACGGUGUCGGCAAAAGAUUCACUACGACCGCAGCGCAAGGAACCUAUCCCCGCUGAAGCUGGGACAACGCGUAACGACGUACGACACUCUCCAGAGAAUCUGGUCUCCAGCUAUUGUGCUAAGGCCAGCCGCAGCGCCGAGAUCUACGAUUGUGAAGACCGAAGACGGCCGUGAAAUCCGUCGCACAAGAGAGCACCUGCGGGAGGCAGCACCUCAACCAGAGCCAGAAUCAACCACGCAGAGGCCUUCAGAAGACGACCUCCAGCCUGGACAACAGCAGCUACGCAGGAGCACAAGAUUGCGUCGGGAACCCUGUUGA